Molecule: messenger RNA, 635 nt
Organism: Homarus americanus (American lobster)
Lineage: Eukaryota; Metazoa; Arthropoda; Malacostraca; Decapoda; Nephropidae
Exons: 5
Coding region: 210-635 (141 amino acids)
Source: RefSeq, a predicted model, not a curated record
CACCAGCCAUAUCGUUCGAGGUGUACUUUGAAAAGAUAAGAACAAAGUAUGGAGGCUACGGAAGGUUCUAUCCUCUACCCUUCAACUUGGCGACCAACAAGUGGUACCAUUAUUGCCAAGUGAGAGACUCAACGGGUAGUGAAGGAAGAGUCUAUCUUGACGGAGAACUCCUAAUUCAAGAGAAGGUUGAGUUUUCUCAGGAUAAUGCUAUGAGAGACGUCAUGCUUGGCCAAGACGAGUUCUUGAUGCCAUACUCACUAAGCGGAAGGUUAAGUCAGGUCAACUUGUGGAGCCGUGUCAUGACCCAAGAGGAAAUUCUGGACAUGGCUAAUUGCAAGGUCAAUCCCGAGGGUGACGUCAUCAGCUGGUCUGGUCGAUGGGUGACGCACAACUUGGAAAGAAAGGAAGUGGCACUAAAAGACCUUUGCAGAUCAAUAUCCCGAGGCCGCUCGACCGUACCUUUACCAACGCUCAGAUACCACCACGCUGUCCAACUGUGUAAAGGUCUCAAGGGUUUCAUUACUACACCUACCAAUCGUCAGGAUCUGUUGGAUGAGCUGGUGCCCUUUGAGAAUAUGGGAGGCACGGGAGCUGUGCCAAAGCAUUUGGCAGAGAACCGCAUUCGAGGCUUCUGA